Molecule: messenger RNA, 1689 nt
Organism: Purpureocillium lilacinum
Lineage: Eukaryota; Fungi; Ascomycota; Sordariomycetes; Hypocreales; Ophiocordycipitaceae
Molecular function (GO): oxidoreductase activity, acting on paired donors, with incorporation or reduction of molecular oxygen; iron ion binding; monooxygenase activity
Source: RefSeq, a predicted model, not a curated record
AUGGCGGCCGCCGUCCAGAACCCCAUCCUCAACUCUCCCAUGGCAGUCGUGGAGAAUGUCGUGUCCGCCGCCAACGGCACGUCCACACGCGAUGCGGGAGGCGUCCUCGCAGCCGCCGUCGCCGGCUUCCAGGAGGCGCCAAUCCGCUACACCGUCUCGACGCUCCUCGUAACCAUUCUCGUGUACCUCUACCGCAAGUCCAUUCCCGAGCUUGACGCCAAGGAACCACCGGUCAUGCUGCCUCGGAUACCGUUCAUCGGACACCUUGUGGGCAUGAUUCGAAACCAGGCCGAAUACUACACAAGCUUGCACAAGAAGACGGGCGCCGCCAUCGCCACACUCCCCAUUCUCGGCGGCAAGACGUAUGCCAUAUGGGACCCGGCCCUCGUCCAAUCUGCUUUGCGCCAGAAGACGCUCUCCUUUGAGCCCUUUGCCGUCGACUUCCUCCAGACCAUGCUGGGCAUGAAGGAGGAUUCGUAUCGGGCAUUUCGCGAAAAGCCUGAGCUCGUCAUCGAGUUCUUUGACGCCCUGCACUUCACCGUCCGCGGCGAGCCCCUGCAUCGCAUGAACGCCAAUGCUCUCAACUACAUUUCGUCUCGUCUCGACGCCAUGAAGGGUACCCGCAAGAUCCCUGUCGACAACUUCUACCUCUGGCUCAGGGAGCUCAUGACUAUGGCCACCACCACGGCGCUCAUGGGUGAUAAGAAUCCCCUGCUGCACGAUGGGAAGCUCGUGGACGACCUUUGGUGUUGGGAGAACGCAAUCCCGAAGAUGCUCAUUACCCCUUGGCACUCAGUGACCAAUGCAGACGCCUUCCGCUCUCGCGAAAAGUUGCAAAAGGCGUUGGGCGACUACUAUGCUGACCGCGGCGACCACCACGAGUCUGCUGCCGCCGUCACCAGCGCCCGCGCCGCCGUUUUGCGCAAGUACGGCUUGCCCGACAGCGAGAUUGGCCGGUUCGAGGCCAGCCUGCUGCAGCUCGCCACGGGAAACACUGUCCCUACCACUUUCUGGAUGGUCGCCAAUGUCUUCACUCGCUUCGACGUCGUCGAGCGCCUCCGCACCGAGCUCGAACCCCUUGCUCAGCGCAAGGAGGGCAGCAACAUUGUCACGAUUAACAUCACAAAGUUCGAUGAGACGUGUCCCCUCCUCGUCAGCUGCUACCGUGAAUCUAUCCGCCUCUCGAACCACGCACUUUGCGUCCGUCGCGUCAUGGAAGAGACGGUCAUCUCUAAUGGUAAAGGCGAUUCGUUCUUGCUCAAAAAGGGCUCCGACGUGCAGAUCCCGGCCGGAUUCACGCACCGAACGGAGGAAGUCUGGGGCGCCAACGCGGCCGAGUAUGAGGCCGACCGUUUUGUUGGUCGCCAGGCCAAGCUCUCCGCGCAAGCUGAGAAGAACAAGCGCAACUCAUACAUCCCAUUUGGCGGUGGCAAGCACCUCUGCCCUGGCCGCAACUUUGCCUUUGCGGAGAUUCUUGGUACUGCUGCCGCCCUGAUCCUGGCUUUCGACAUGUCUUCCGAUGGUAACGGCGCUCCGGUCAAGCUCCCCGAGAUGGCUACGACUACCAUCAUGGGCGGGGCUUCCAAGCCGGACAAGCAAGGGGAGGGAAUGAACCUGGUAAUCAGGCGGCGGCCAGGCUGGGAAAACGUCAAGUUCGAAUUCGAGGUUGUCGGCAGCGCACAACCAUAG